GCUUCCACAUUGCACAAGAGACUCAAAUCCGGCGGGUCCCAUCGCGAUUACUGUUGCGCGCCUUCUCAUUGUUUUGAUUGUUCACGUUUGCUUGGCGUUAUCAUAUGGUCCUACCAACAGUGUACCAAGUGUCAAAGAUGGAGAUAAAGGAGCCACCUCGUGGAGAGCGUGUGAAGAUAAAUGUUGGCGGCCUUGUCUAUGAGACGUCUCUUUCGACACUUACAAGAGUGAGCGGCAGCGUCCUCGCAAUUAUGGUUCGUCGUCGUCAAGGACAGGAAGAGCUGUUCGUUGAUAGGGAUGCGACACAUUUCGAUGAAGUACUGGAUUACCUGAGAGACGGCCAAAGUUACACCGCUCCUGAAGAUGAUGAAAUUCGAGAAAGUCUCCGAAGGGAAGCUAUGUUUUACAAUCUGCCUGGCCUUGUGAAGAAGUGUUCGGAUGAGAUCUUUGUUGGAGACUGGGUAAAGUGGAAGAGGAACGCCAUCGACAAAUAUUGGAAGUUCUUUAUCAGGUAUCAGCGUCAAGGAAACAGACAGACAAAAUGCAUGGCCUGCGGAUCCAGCGUGUCCGGAUAUGUGGGACCCUCUAUCAGUAAUGAAGUCACGACCCACGCAGGAACUGCGAUGAACACGAACAAAAUGUUGCUGAUAAAAGAGGAGGAAGACUGGACGCCUUUACUGCGUCACAUGCGCUUUAUGAAAGGAUCUGUAAUUGAGGUUGAUAGCUCUUGCUGCCGUGUGAAAUGGGGCCGUAACCUGGAAACACAUCUCCCUCGAUCCGUGCUACCCUAUGCUAAGGUCUACAAUCGUCUUUUCGAGGAUUUGCUAGGAAAGUAUAAUCGUCUCGUACGACCUGCUGUUGAUCCAAAUGACACAAUCCAUAUAGAGUUCAAGCUAAAACUAAGCCAAAUAGUCGAUAUUCAUGCGAAGGAUCAAACUUUGACUGCCAAUGGAUGGCUAAUACAUCAUUGGUAUGAUCAUAGACUUUCAUGGAAUCCAGAAGAAUAUGGUGGAGUGAGGCACUUUCAUUUACCUGGCGAAAUGAUUUGGUUGCCAGACAUCAUCCUUUACAAUAAUGCACAUGGUAGCCCUUGGGUGUCAGCGAUUACGAAAGCCGAAGUCUAUCACGAUGGCAGAGUGACGUGGAUACCACCUGUGGUCUAUCAUUCAUUCUGCCCUAUUAACAUCGAGUGGUAUCCGUACGACAUACAGCAAUGUGAGCUCAAAUUCGGUAGUUGGACCUACAGCGGUACACAGCUAGAUUUGAUGCAUCUGUUAUCUGAUGACGUCCACUACGUUAUACGUAAUAAUGAAAGCGAAUGGGAUGUAGAGAGGGGUGUAGAUGUUUCCGCUUAUCAAGAAUCAGUGGAAUGGGAUUUGCUGUCGGUACUGAGCACUCGUCAUGAGAAAUGGUAUCCCUGCUGCGAUUAUCCAUCUAUCGAUAUAACCUACUAUGUUCAAAUUCGACGAAAGAAGCUCUUCUACACAGUCAAUCUCAUUGUGCCAUGCGCUUCUCUGGCUGCCCUCACUUCAUGGGUAUUCUACCUUCCUUGUGAAAGCCAUCAAAAAGUGCAGCUUUGCAUCUCCAUUCUUGUCUCUCUCACUGUGUUCUUUCUGCUUUUGGUCGAGAUUAUUCCACCUACGAGCAUUGCCAUUCCGCUAAUUGUCAAAUAUUUGACUUUUACUAUGUUUAUGGUCUCCUUAUCUGUUAUUCUGACUGUCAUCGUACAAAAUUUCCACUUCCGCACAGCGGAUUUUCCAAUCUCGGAUUGGGUACGUCGCAUCAUCAUCGAAAAAUUAGGCAGACGGCUGCUCAUCUCGAGAGCCACCGAAAAAGCUAAUUUUCAUAGAAAAGCUCAGCAUAACAAACAAAUCAACGCCCUGUCAGCUAUGUCAAUUCUUCAAAAACAAUUUCACAAGACAGUCUUUGAGAUAGAAAUGGCAACGAAAGAGAAGAAGCAAAUGAGCACCGUGAACUCACUUUUCCUCGAUUUGCCACUCCUGAAUCGCUCUAAAAGCGUGAAACAAGGCUCGCUGAAACGAACAAUGACAGAGAAGCCACUCCGCAAGCAGAGUACACAUGCGAGUCCUACAAGGCGACAAGAACCAGACAAUGAAACUGGAACCCGGGUAAGAAACCAGCUGAAACGAGCAGAGCGAAACGUUCAAUACAUCGCCCAAACUUUAACUGAGAGGCGAAAAGCUGAAGAGAAUGAAGCCGACUGGCAGUUCAUCUCGAUGGUUAUCGACAGGAUACUGCUUAUCAUAUUUGCGAUUUCCAUAUCAGUUGGAACCCUGCUUACGAUCGUAUCUGCACCAUCUAUAACUGACACCAGAGAACCGAUCACGACUACAUAUCACUGA
Molecule: messenger RNA, 2363 nt
Organism: Cylicocyclus nassatus
Lineage: Eukaryota; Metazoa; Nematoda; Chromadorea; Rhabditida; Strongylidae
Source: the annotation of a GenBank genome assembly